GUCAUUGUGAACUCAUAGCUUUGAAAUCGACAAAGGAACCAGCAAGUUUUUUUACUUAAUGAUUUAUCAGUUUAAUUUAUUUAAAUUUACUUAAUUAUUUAUGUUGACCUGUAUUAAUUUGCGUUUGACAACUUAACUCAUCACAAACUGACAGUUAAGAAACGGUGCUCAAAUCCAAAAUGGGAACUAAUUUUCCCAAUGUUGAACCGUGGAGUAACUGUGAUGAGAAUAUGACAUCUCAUGCUAAUCAAAGGAGACAAGAAAAAUUAGCUCAAUUGGAUGCCAUCAGCCAUCUUUUAAAUACACAAUCAUACUCUCAACAAGUUACACAGCAGCAGCAACAGCAACAACAACAACAGCAGCAACAACAACAACAACAGCAGCAGCAACAACAGGUACAACAGCAACAGCAGCAACAACAAUCACAACAACUGAAUCAGCAACAACAAAAGCAACAUCCACAACAACAACAACAGCGUCCACAACUUCCACCGCAGCACCCACAACAGCACCCACAGCAGCAUCCACAACAACAUCCACAACAACAUCAACAACAGCAUCCUCAACAACAUCCACAACAGCAUCCUCAACAGCAUCAACCACAGCAUCCACAGCAACAUCCUCAGCAACAUCAACCGCCACCAUCUCAACAGCAACAAUCGCCCCUUCAGCAGCAACUUCAACCACAACUUCAACCUCAACUUCAAUCCCAGAUCCAACCUCAACUUCAAUCCCAAAUUCAACCUCAACUUCAAUCCCAAAUUCAACCUCAACUUCAACCCCAACUCCAACCACAACCUCAACCUCAACAACAACCGACAACGCGUAAAAGAAAAAGAAAAAAUCAAAGUCAAGCAGCUAAUGCACCUUCUCAUCCCUCACCAAUGUCACAAAGUUCAUCUUCAUUGAGUAGUCCGAAUCCUAAUAUUGCACAGAGCCCGGGCGCUAUGUUGCCAGGUCCACCACCAUAUCAACAAGGCUACAGAACAUUAUCAUCAAUUUCAUCCAUGAAUGUCAACAACUCAUUAUCCAUGCCAUCAUCAAUUCACUCAUCUAGACAACAGUACAACUCAUCCGGUGGUAAUGCUGGAGGACCAGGUAUGGUUCCUGGCAAUAUUAGAUUAUCUUAUACAAGUCCUGGUCCACCAACACCUUCGGCCCCAUAAUAGUCUUUCAAUGGCUUCACCCCUCAAUUAAUUCACCUAAACCCGGAUCGAACUCA
Molecule: messenger RNA, 1222 nt
Organism: Tetranychus urticae (two-spotted spider mite)
Lineage: Eukaryota; Metazoa; Arthropoda; Arachnida; Trombidiformes; Tetranychidae
Source: RefSeq, a predicted model, not a curated record